AUGGUGGUAUUGAACCUAUUCUUUGGCCUGCUGGCUGCUGUGCCUGUCCUGGGCGACUCGUGCUGGCGGAACACCACCUGCAGCGCCAUCACAGAGGCCGCCUUUCCGGGCGUAUGGGACGACGACAUCUUCGCCCCUGACUCUCGCCUCGUCCCUCCGCAGUCCAUCCUCUCAGCGAGCAACGGCGAGAUCAUCUCCUCUUGGAACGGCACUGCGAAUCUUGCCGGCAAUGGCUCCCAGCUCGUCUUCGACUUCGGCAAGGAGGUGGGUGGCAUCGUCCACCUGGAAUUCACUGCCUCUGGGAACAGCUCCGGUGCCGUGGGUCUCGCCUUCACCGAGGGGAAGAACUGGAUAGGUGAGUGGUCUGAUUCGUCGAACGGCGAGUUUGUCGGGCCUGACGGCGCCAUCUACGCCAACUUCACCGGGGCGGGCGACGUCAGCUAUGUGAUGCCCGACGAGCGGCUGCGGGGUGGUUUCCGGUACUUGACGCUGUUCCUCAUUGCCGAGUCCGCCUCUGUGGACCUGUCGUCGAUCCAGCUCGAGAUCGGCUUCCAGCCCACGUGGUCAAACCUGAAGGCGUACCAGGGGUACUUUCACAGCUCGGAUGCCCUGCUGAACGCCAUCUGGUACUCGGGCGCGUACACUCUGCAGACGAAUGCGGUGCCUGUCAACUUUGGAAGAUGGGUCCCUUUCUUGCACACGGGCUGGGCGAACAAUGGUACGCUGGGUCCUGGUGACACCAUCAUCGUGGACGGUGCGAAGCGCGACAGGGCGGUCUGGCCUGGUGAUAUGGGUGUCGCCGUGCCGUCGACUUUUGUCUCCAUUGGGGAUCUCGACAGUGUCAAGAAUGCCCUCCAGACCAUGUACAACAACCAGAACGCGGAUGGAUCGUUUCCCGAAGCAGGGCCCCCUCUUCUUCAACAGGAUAGCGACACGUACCACAUGUGGACCAUGAUCGGCACAUACAACUACCUCCUCUUCACCAACGAUACAGCCUUCCUUGCCGAGAACUACGAUGGCUACCUGCGGGCCAUGGACUUUAUCUACGGCAAGGUCCUGGCCCCAGGCCUCCUCAACGUCACAGGGACGCGGGACUGGGCACGUCUGCAGACAGGCUUCAACAUGUCCGAGGCACAGAUGAUCCUCUAUCGCACGCUCAACACUGGAUCGUCCCUGGCCGAGUGGAUAGGUGACACGGCCAACAGCACACUCUGGCUGUCCCGCGCGUCCUCCCUCCAGAACGCCACGUUGGAGUACUGCUUCGACUUCUCGUACGGCGCCUUCAAGGACAACGCCACCGCUACUACCCUGCACCCACAGGACGCAAACAGCAUGUCAGUGCUCUUUGGGCUUGUGGACGCAGACAGCGACACGGCGCAGAGCAUUUCGUCCCGCCUUACAGAAAACUGGACGCCCAUCGGGCCCAACAGCCCCGAGCUGCCGGGGAACAUCUCCCCCUUUAUCAGCGGGUUCGAGGUGCAGGCCCAUCUCACGGCGGGGCAGACAGAACGCGCGCUCCAGCUGAUCCGCGACAGCUGGGGCUGGUACCUGCACAACCCCAACGGCUCGCAGUCGACGGUGAUGGAGGGGUACCUGAUCAACGGCACCUUUGGCUACCGGUGGGCGCGGGGGUACGACAACGACUUCAGCUACCCGUCGCACUCGCACGGGUGGUCGUCCGGGCCGACGUCUGCCUUGACCGAGUAUGUGCUGGGGCUGAGCGUCACGGGGAGGGUGGGCAGCACCUGGAGCUUUGCGCCGCAGUUUGGCAACCUCAGUUUUGCCGAGGGCGGGUUCAGCACGAGCCUGGGCAAGUUCAGCGCCGCGUGGACGACUGGUGGUGGAGGAGCAGGAGGCUAUACGGCGCGGGUGAACACGCCGACGGGGACGCUGGGGAAUUUGACGCUGCCGGUGGUGGAGCAGGGGGUGCUACCGACUGUGAACGUGGAUGGACAGGAGGUUGAGGCGACCUGGCUGAGGAAGAGUGGGGUGGUAUUCGAUACGGUGCUGGUGAGCGAUGUCAAGGGUGGGAAUCAUAGUAUUGUGGUGACCUAA
This is a messenger RNA of Cryphonectria parasitica EP155, 2055 nucleotides long. Its product is annotated as family 78 glycoside hydrolase. Bases 1 to 2055 code for a protein of 684 amino acids. The transcript has a single exon. Lineage: Eukaryota; Fungi; Ascomycota; Sordariomycetes; Diaporthales; Cryphonectriaceae. The record is from RefSeq and is a predicted model, not a curated record. Gene Ontology annotation, biological process: carbohydrate metabolic process.